Molecule: messenger RNA, 2883 nt
Organism: Knipowitschia caucasica
Lineage: Eukaryota; Metazoa; Chordata; Actinopteri; Gobiiformes; Gobiidae
Source: the annotation of a GenBank genome assembly
AUGGUCAAACUCAGGUCCGUAGUGUUGCUGGUGGCAGUGCUGAUGUUUAGGGACGGAGCGAGGGCCUUCAUGCCGCUCCUCUCUCUGAGCGGGAACUCCAGCACUCACCAGGACAUCACCAGGCGGGCCGUCCUGUGGAAGACUGCGGAAGUGUGCAGGGAUAUGGCGGCUGCUGACGGACGCCCCUUCAGCCUCACGAUUGACAGCUCGCUGACAGUGGAGAAGGUGCAGGCCGCGUGUGCAGGGAACUCCACGGCGGUGCUGUCCACGGUCACGUACCAAUCCGCUAUUGCCGCCAUGUACUUUAGCAACGCACUGGUCGACGUGGUCUACGCCCUCAGCGAGGAGCACCACUUUGAUGACGAGUUAUUUAAGGGAGGCAGAGAGGUCCUCACCAAAGAUGUGGCGGCCGUGAAAUCCAGUGUCAAAGAAGAGAAUUUCAUCGCUGGGCGGUUUGCUCUGGGGCGAGCGUGUCACACUCUGCAGGACUUCUACAGCCACAGUAACUGGGUGGAGCUGGGAAAGACCUCUCCGUACAGCGCCCUCAUCAUUCCAGAACAGAACCUGGAGAACCUGGCAGGAACAAGUGUGAGGACAUGUCAGAACUGUACUAACGGGGACUGUACCAACAACAUCUUGCCUGAUGUGCUGCAGCAGGGCCUGCUCACCUCCGGAUACUUCAACAUAUUCUCCUCAGAAAAACCUGCAGGUAAAUGUAGUCAUGGAGGGUCUUUUGAUAAAACCCGGACCAGCGAUGCCACUGGGGGCAUCAGUAAGGACACUCUGACCUCCAGUCAUGGAAGUCUCCAUCCACAAGCCGCCACCCUGGCUGUGAACGCCACUGUGGAGCUGCUGGAGGACAUCAGGCUGGCUGUGGGAGACAAGGACUUUCUCAGGCUGAUGGGUCUGUCCCAGUCCACUGUGCUGUGCUUCGUCAUUGAUACCACUGGCAGCAUGUCCGAUGAUAUCGCAGAGGCAAAACGAGUGUCUUUUGAAAUCAUUGACCGUAAAAGAGGAACCCAACAGGAACCGUCUGCUUAUAUUCUAGUGCCAUUCAAUGACCCAGGGUUUGGACCUCUGGUAAGGACCACAGACGCAGACAAAUUCAAAGCUGAAAUCAACAAACUCUCUGCAAGUGGAGGAGGGGACAUCCCCGAGAAGUGCCUGUCUGGGUUACAGCUGGCCCUGACGGCUGCGCCCCCUUCAUCUGAGAUCUUUAUCUUCACUGAUGCUCCUGCCAAGGACGCGGAUCUGAAAAGUACUAUAAAUGCUUUGAUCGAGAGCACCAAGUCAGUGGUGACCUUCAUGUUAACAGAUGUCAUAUCACGGCGCAGGAGGAGUGGGGAGAGCAGAGCACCGCGGGCCAUGAGCCAGGCCGACGCCCAGCUGUACCGGGACCUGGCCAAAGCCUCCGGGGGGCAGGCCAUCGAGGUCACCAAGAGUGACCUGUCCGCAGCCACCACCGUCAUCGAGGACUCCUCCACCAGCGCAGUGGUUAAUGUUUUCCAAGUGGUGAGUCCAGGAAAACCAGAGAAAUUCAACUUUACUGUGGACGGAUCCAUACAAAACAUGACUUUGUACGUCACUGGCACAACAUCUCUCACCUUCAAUCUCUCCAGUCCUUCAGGUGUCUCUCAGAGCUCCACUGAGACCAGCGGACCUCUGGCUUCAAUGACCACAGCUGGAAACCUCCGCCGUCUGAGCUUCAACGCCGACAACCAAACAGGAUUGUGGGAAAUUGAAGUCAACUCCAACGACCCUUAUUCUGUCAAAGUCAUAGGUCAGAGCUCUGUGAACUUUAUCUAUAACUUAAUCGAACCCCAUGAAGGAGCACAUGGAGACUACAGCCUGAAGGAGGGACGUCCUCUCACUGGCGGAAACGCUACAGUGUUGGUGACUGUUACAAGUGACGCAGUGAAAAUCACAGAGAUCACACUGUUCGACAGCGCGGGGCCCACUGAGCUCAAAGGGACAAUGCUGCCACAGAGCGAUGGGAACAUUGUGGUGACCUUCAGUAACAUCCCAGCUGGAGACUUUGUGCUCCGUAUAAAAGGAGAGGGCAGCGCCACCUCCAGGGCGACGCCAACAAGUUUCCAGCGACAGGCUUCCACUCAACUCAAGCCCUCGAGUAUCUCUGUCACCGCCCAAGUGAACAGCUCCUCCAUCGAGCCGGGCUCCUCGCUCUCCGUUCCCUUCACAGUUGCCUCCACUUCCAACGGGGCGGUGAACCAAAAUGCGUCUGGGACGAUCACGGUCAAGGCCCAAGACGACCGCGGUUACACCUCCAGCCCAACGACCAGCGUCACCUUGAGCCAGGGCACGGCCAGCAGCGUGGUCACCCUCGCCGUCCCGUCCACGGCUGCAACAGGCACAGACGUGACCCUCACCAUCACCGCUCAGGACUCCUCUGCCUCCGACAUCAACUUCACCGUGCUCCGCUUUUCUGUGGCUGCGAAGGUGACAGACGUGAAGCGGCCAGUGUGUGAGGUGGUCACUUCAGGAGACUGCUCCUCCUCCGUCUGCUCGUCCGCUCAGUGGGGGCUGUCCGCCAACAUCAGCGACGGCGUGAAUGGAACGGGCAUCGACAGUGUGGCCUUGAAGCAGGGCACUGGGACCCUCAACAUCAGCACCACUGCAUCAGGAGGUGAAACCAUCACUGUGGCCACGUACACUGCCUCCUGCUGUUCGAAGAGCGUAGAGCUGAAGAUUGUGGAUAAAGUUGGGAAUGUGCGGCUGUGCAGUGGCGAGUUCAAAGUGGCCACGACCGCGGCUCCAGCCGUGACCAACACCACGACCAACUCCACAGCUGCUGGCCUGCAUACAGUCAGUGUCCGGCACUCUCUGUGGGUCAGUCUGCUGCUGCCUGUAGUGUGGUGGUACUGA